AUGGCCGCAUCUGCGGCUGAUCUAACGCUUCUGCAAUCUCGCAACUGCGGUUCCCAAUCCGCAGGUGCGGUUAUGACAGGGGAAUCAGCUUCGAUGAAACCUACUUUAGGUAGGUCAAAGCAGAACUCAAAUGCCUCCACAACUAAUUGGUCAUCGAUGAUAUGGUCAAAAGAUGGUGGUUGUCCUUUUGGAACAGUUCCUAUCAAAAAAAUUACUAAAGAAGAUCUUGUUAGACAAAUGAAUAUGCCACCACCAGAAGAUGUCACAUACGAUACUGAGUUGACUACUCUUGCAAUAGUUCGAAUUCUAAAAAAUCCUAAUGACAAGUUUGUGGGAGCUGGAAUGACGCCUAGUAUAUGGAAACCUUAUGCAGAAGGUCAGCAACAUAGUGCAUGUCGCUUGAUAAUUAAGAAAGGAUCAGACAUUUUACAAGUUGGUUGGCGAGUAGAUCCAACUCUAUAUGGGGAUAAUAAGACUAGGUUUUUUGUGCAUUUUCAAGCUGGUAAUACACAUUGUUUCAAUAUGCUAUGCCCUGGAUUUGUACAAGUAAGCAAUGAGAUGCCUGCUGACAUGACUUUCGAUACGAUUUCACACCGUGGAGAUAAGUAUUCAUGGGAGUUCGCAAUGAACAUCCAUCGGAUUUUCACUAGCUUGGCAAGCUUUGCUGAUAACGUUGAAUGGGGAGGCGUCGCAUAUAACCCACCAGGUGUGCGUGAACCUCCAAUGGGCUCAAGUUAUUUUCCCUUUGGAUACUCCAAUUAUGAUGCUUAUUGUAGGAGACUUUACGUUCUAAACGAUGAAGGCACGACAAUAAAUGUAGAUAAGACGAACAUAUAUCUCGAUGAUUAUCGUUUGUAUCGAGUUCUGGAUUUUCCACAUAUAGGACCUGGAGAGUUCAAACAUUGUGUAUUUUAUGGGGGACCGGGAGAGAGUUUUCAAGUCUAA
Molecule: messenger RNA, 945 nt
Organism: Nicotiana attenuata
Lineage: Eukaryota; Viridiplantae; Streptophyta; Magnoliopsida; Solanales; Solanaceae
Exons: 6
Coding region: 1-945 (314 amino acids)
Source: RefSeq, a predicted model, not a curated record